AGCCCAGCCUAGGCAUAGCCCGUUUCCAAUUCUUCUGCUUCAAGGGUCUAUUAUAUUCAUUAACGUCAUGGAUAGGCCUAUUGUUGACCUAUUUAACUAGUCUAUAGACAAAUACGAGAACGAGGCUAUUAUCGGUUAAUGUCCCACAAAAAGAGUAAGUAACUUUGACGUUAACUUCAAAAUUCGCAAAUAGCGCUGAACAAGGAAGUAAAAACGAAAGACCAUCAAAAUAAUGCCAGACGAAGAAACAAUUAUCAGGGGGAGGACACUGACUGUCUGAUAUCAUGGAUCAGACUCCUCAGUCUCUCGCUCCAGCCCAGCAUUCUGGUCCUUCGUCCUCCAUUACGUCUCAACCUGCUCAUCCACCGUCCUCCAUCAUGGCUCAACCUGCCCAUCCACCGUCCUCCAUUAUGGCUCAACCUGCCCAUCCUCAGACCUCCAUUAUGGCUCAGGGUGGUUCUGUUGUCGCUGCACCCCAGCUUGUUGGCUGCAUUGUUGCAGGUUCAGUUUCUCAACACAUCAAUAUUACUAUGCCUUCACAUGGUGCUGAUGAAGAUCUGCCAAAAGUCAAGGACAAACACAAGUCCAACAUGAAGAAGAAGUUUGGGAGCAUCUUCGAGGGGCUUGGAAAACGGGGAAACCCAACAUUGCUUGACAAGAUCUACACAGAGCUCUACAUCACAGCUGGGGAGAGUGAAGGGGUUAAUAAAGAGCAUGAGGUAUGGCAGAUUGAAGAUACGGCUCGGACCAAAGCAUUUCAAGACGAUGCAAUCAACUGCAAUGACAUCUUUAGAUCUUUAGAACCGAAGACAGAGGAACAUAAUGACAAAUCCCAAUCCAAACAAGAGGUAGCCAUCAGAACUGUGCUGACAAAUGGCAUCGCUGGCAUCGGAAAAACAGUCUCAGUGCAGAAGUUCAUCCUUGACUGGGCAGAAGGAAUAGCCAAUCAGGAUGUAGAUUUUGUCUUCGCACUUCCAUUUAGGGACUUGAAUUUGAUCAAAGAUGACUGCAAUCUCUUGAAACUCCUGAGUGACUUCCACCCUGAACUAACAGACAUGAAGGAUGCAAAGAAGGUGGUCGACGGUAAAGUUGUAUUCAUCUUUGAUGGCCUCGAUGAAAGCCAACUUCCACUGGGUUUCCAUAACAACAAGAGGUUGUCUAAUGUAACCGAGACAACAUCAGUGGACGUGCUGCUGACAAACCUCAUCAAGGGGAAUAUGCUUCCUGAAGCUCUCCUCUGGAUAACCUCCCGACCAGCAGCAGUUGAUAAGAUACCCUCUGACUGUUUUGACCGUGUCACUGAAGUUCGAGGAUUCAACGACCCACAGAAAGAAGAAUACUUCAGGAAGAGAUUCAAGGAUGAUGAGAACCUGGCCAACAAAAUCAUCUCACACAUAAAGACAUCAAGAAGCCUCCACAUCAUGUGCCACAUACCGGUCUUCUGUUGGAUUACUGCCAUGGUUCUUGGGAAAAUGUUGAGCGAAAAUGACCAUGGAAAACUCCCUAAAACUUUGACUGAGAUGUACAUUCGCUUCCUACUCACUCUGACAAACAUGAAGAACAAGAAGUACCAUGGGGAAAACCAACCAGAUCCUCGUCAUCUGUCAGAGUCUGACGUACAGAUCAUUCUGAAACUUGGAAAACUAGCCUUCCAAAAUCUGGCAAAGAGCAAUUUGGUGUUUUCUGAAGACUAUUUGAUGGAGUGUGGCAUUGAUGUCAAUGAAGCCUUCUUGCUCUCAGGGAUGUGCACAGAGAUCUUCAGAGAGGAGGAUCCAAUGUUUCAAGCAAAGAUGUACAGCUUUGUGCAUCUCACCAUUCAAGAGUUCUUCGCUGCACUCUAUGUUGCUUACUCAUAUGCCAGUGAAAAUGUCAACCCAUUGAGUUUAAGAGACUACCAAGAGUUACCAAGAACAAAUGACAGUGAUUCUGGAGACAGGGAUGAUGGCUACAGCGAGGAUGAAGACUACAGGCCACAACCCAGAGGAUCUCAGCAGCAGCAGAAAACAUUACAUGACUUGCAGAGGAGAGCAGUGGAUGAAUCUUUGAACAGCGAGACCGGUCACCUAGACCUCUUCCUCCGCUUCCUUCUGGGCAUCUCACUGGAGUCCAAUCAGAUACUCUUGAAAAGCCUAAAGCUCCAGACAAAGGGAGACACAGAGAGCAUCCAGAAGACGAUCCAGUACAUCAAAGAUAGACUUUCAGAUGAAAAACAAAGACAAUAUCCCUCCCCAGAGAGGUGCAUCAAUCUCUUCCACUGUUUGAUCGAGUUGAACGAUACCUCAUUUAUGAAUGACAUUCAAAGGUUCUUGACAUCCAAGAUCCCUGCUGAGAAGAAGCUGACGCCUGCACAGUGCUCGGCGAUGGCAUACGUACUCUUGAUGUCAGAGGAAGUGUUGGACAAACUGGACCUGAGAGAGUACAGCACGUCAGAUGAGGGGCGUAGGAGGCUGGUCCCAGCUGUUCGAUGCUGCCGAAAGGCUAUGUGA
Salvelinus fontinalis (brook trout) is the source of this 2486-nucleotide messenger RNA. Its product is annotated as NLR family CARD domain-containing protein 3-like. The record is from RefSeq and is a predicted model, not a curated record. Bases 285 to 2486 code for a protein of 733 amino acids. The transcript is spliced from 3 exons. NCBI's taxonomy places the organism in Eukaryota, Metazoa, Chordata, Actinopteri, Salmoniformes, Salmonidae.